Phanerochaete carnosa HHB-10118-sp is the source of this 512-nucleotide messenger RNA. RefSeq lists its product as uncharacterized. The coding region runs from base 114 to 461 and encodes 115 amino acids. The transcript is spliced from 3 exons. Lineage: Eukaryota; Fungi; Basidiomycota; Agaricomycetes; Polyporales; Phanerochaetaceae. The record is from RefSeq and is a predicted model, not a curated record.
CGCUCCCAGAAAGCUACUUAAUCUGCAUGCUUCGAGGCCUCCGCUUGCACGCCCGCCCAGCGUACCUUGUGUCUCGCGCGCACGCCCUACCCUGCACUCGCUCGCUCGCUAACAUGGCUGCCGCAAAGCAGCCGUUUAUCCUCUAUGCACUCGACUACAUGGACCCUGAGGCGUUCGACAGGCGCAUGGCAGUCAGGCCGACGCACCUCGCGAACGCGAACGCGCUGAAAGAGCAGGGCGUCAUGAGAAUCGGCGGCGGGCUCGUCGAUCCCACGACCUACCAGUCGGGAGAGAAGAAGCUCAUCGGUUCGUUGAUGGUCUUCGAGGCUGAGAGCCUCGAGGCGGUCAGGAAGGUUGUCGAAGAGGACAUCUACUACAAGUCCAACGUCUGGGACAAAGAGAAGCUCGUCAUUCUGCCCUGGCUUUUGUCGCAACCUCUUCCUCCUCUUGCUCCUCAGUAAAUAAAUCUGUAGGCAUAUCGCUUAUGUUGUUUCAUAUGGCCUCGCAAACAC